Molecule: messenger RNA, 669 nt
Organism: Coprinopsis cinerea okayama7#130
Lineage: Eukaryota; Fungi; Basidiomycota; Agaricomycetes; Agaricales; Psathyrellaceae
Exons: 3
Coding region: 1-669 (222 amino acids)
Source: RefSeq, a predicted model, not a curated record
AUGGCAAUAACAAUUCCUAGCCUCUAUACAGACCGCGUCCUCUCGCGCCUCCCACCAGGCCCGCGCUACCUCCUCAGCAAACCCACCCUCCCCAUCCUCGCCUUCCUCAUCUACGCAACCAACGCUCUCUCAAACUCGCUGUCAAAUUCAAUAUACCAAUCUCACCACGCUCUACCCACUGGCAGCCCAGCCUCAGCCUCGCUAUGGAUCAAGUUCCCCCUCUUCUGCAUCCUAACCUCAACCCUGAUCGCGGUCCACCGCUAUACACGAUUCUGGCGAGAGGCGAGGAGGGCGAGGGCGGUGGGUGCGGAGGUUGUGCCCGCUGUUGGGGAGGCGUGGCCUAGUGUGCUUGGAGUAGGCGUUAUGAAGGAGGUUAUGAGGAGUUUUAGGGAUGGUUAUCCGGCGGGAUUCCACUUCUCCAAGCCUGGGACGGAAUCCCGCUUCGAGAUUGGGAGAGGAGUUUUUAGUGUUGAGGAGGUCGCUAAUGGAUUCUGUGUAGCGGAGGUCUUCCUCGAUUGGAUGAAGGAGUAUGGGAAUACGUUUCAGCUCCGUGCGCCUACUGAUAGUAGGAUUAUCACCUUCGAACCUGAUCAUAUCAAGGUUAGCCUCCAAGCCUCCACUCCUUCUCUUUCUCUCGAGAACUUCAAGCUCCAUUCGGCGGUCAACUGA